Athalia rosae (coleseed sawfly) is the source of this 2332-nucleotide messenger RNA. It is a transcript of the gene Mccc1, whose product is annotated as methylcrotonoyl-CoA carboxylase subunit alpha, mitochondrial. NCBI's taxonomy places the organism in Eukaryota, Metazoa, Arthropoda, Insecta, Hymenoptera, Athaliidae. Gene Ontology annotation, cellular component: mitochondrion. The record is from RefSeq and is a predicted model, not a curated record. Gene Ontology annotation, molecular function: ATP binding; methylcrotonoyl-CoA carboxylase activity; metal ion binding. The transcript is spliced from 9 exons. The coding region runs from base 118 to 2292 and encodes 724 amino acids.
UAGGUAACUCAACACGUGAUAAGACAGUUGAGUUUGAGGAGUUCAAGAAUCAUUCCAGUGUAUUUAGAAUUAUCAAACCGGUUUCAUUCGUCAUUAAUAAAAGAAUAAAAAUAAAAAAUGUACGGGAAAAUUUUGCAGUCACGGUUAACAGUUUUGAAAACAUAUCAUUCACGAUAUAACGCGUUUGUUGUUCGAGAAUGUGCCGAAUUUUCGACGACCACGAGACAGCGACAAAAUUCAGGAAAAAGACUAGACAAGAUUCUGAUAGCAAAUCGUGGUGAAAUAGCGUGUCGUAUAGUAAGGACGGCUAAAAAACUUGGUGUGAAAACAGUGGCGGUUUACAGCGAUGCAGAUCGCGAUUCUAUGCACGUAGAGUUGGCAGAUGAGGCUCACAGAAUCGGACCAGCGUCAUCCACGGAAAGUUAUUUGAAACAGGACGUUAUUAUCGAAGUCGCUAAGCGUUCGCGAUCCCAAGCGGUUCAUCCGGGUUACGGAUUUUUAUCCGAAAAUACGGAGUUCGCCGAACUAUGUGAAAAAGAAGGAAUCACGUUCAUAGGACCCCCGGCAACCGCCAUCAGGGAUAUGGGCAUAAAGAGUACAUCGAAGGCUAUCAUGGCCGCCGCGGGAGUCCCGAUAAUACAAGGGUACCACGGAGACGACCAGUCGGAUGCUCGUUUGAUUUCGGAGGCCCGAUCGAUCGGGUUUCCGUUGAUGAUAAAAGCGGUUCGAGGUGGAGGCGGAAAGGGGAUGAGGAUCGCCCUCGAGGAAUCGGAAUUUUUGGAAGCCUUGAACGCGGCUCGUACCGAGUCCUCGAAAUCUUUCGGAGACUCUGCGGUUCUUUUGGAACGUUUCGUCGCCGAACCAAGACACGUUGAGGUCCAAGUUUUCGCUGACAAGCACGGAAACGCGGUUCAUUUAUUCGAAAGGGAUUGCUCCGUUCAAAGGAGACAUCAAAAAGUCAUCGAAGAAGCGCCCGCGCCCGGAAUUUCCGAAGAACUUAGGAGGGAACUAGGGGCUGCUGCUGUCAGGGCAGCUAAAGCGGUCGGUUACGUGGGCGCCGGUACAGUCGAGUUUAUUCUCGACAGACACACGCACAGUUUCCAUUUUAUGGAGAUGAACACUCGACUUCAAGUCGAGCAUCCGAUUACCGAAGCAAUUACGGGGACUGACCUGGUCGAAUGGCAGCUCAGGGUAGCGGCUGGCGAUAAACUUCCUCUGACUCAAGAGCAGAUUUCGCUAUCAGGUCACGCUUUUGAGGCCAGAAUAUACGCUGAGGAUCCUGAGAACGGAUUUCUUCCAGGUGCAGGAAAUCUCGCGUAUCUCGAGACUCCCGAACCUUCGGGAGACGUGAGAGUAGAAACGGGAGUCAGACAGGGUGACGAAGUUUCGGUCCACUACGACCCCAUGAUAGCGAAACUGGUGGUUUGGGGAAAAGAUAGAACCGAAGCGCUGGGAAAAAUCGAGGCAACAUUGUCUCAGUACAACAUCGUCGGGCUGCAAACGAACGUCGAGUUCAUAAGAAGCAUAGCUUCUCAUCCGAAAUUUCAAAGCGGUGACGUGCACACCAGAUUCAUAGAGGAUAACAAGGAUUCGUUGUUUAAAAAAAUCGAAAUCCGCGACGACAUCUUCAUCCAAGGUGCUCUCGCGGUGAUUUUAGAGGACGAUCAACCCCCGCGGAUCGACGAAGGUGUCAAUCUCACACCUUUCGCAUCCUUCAGGGGUUUACGACUCAACCACAAACUCGAACGGAGGUUGAAAUUCGUUGCCAAUGGGAAGGAAUCAAUCGUCGACGUCAAGUACGUCGGAAACGACCGAUUUUCCAUGAAGGUCAACUCUCAAGGACCCUGGAAAUCCGUCGAAGGUCACCUGAUCAGAAAUAACAACGUCCUUGAACUGCGCUCCGAUAUCGAGGGCCUGAAAACCAAUGCCAGGGUCGUUAACCACGGUGGAGAGUUGUAUUUGUUCACAAACGAACGAAAAUGGCAGCUAACAAUACCACCCCCUAAAUUCUUGGCGUCAAAAUCCGCCGCUGCCAAAUUGGGUAAUAUCGAUACAGCUGUCAGUCCUAUGCCAGGCGUCGUCGACAAGGUUCUUGUGAAACCAGGUGACUCCGUUAAAAAGGGCGACCUGCUUGUCGUAAUCGUUGCCAUGAAAAUGGAGCACUCUAUCAGAGCAUCGUGCGAUGGUUUGGUAGAGGAAGUUUUCUGCUCAUCGGGCGACAACGUCUCGCAAAAGAAACUAUUGGUCAAGUUGAAGGAAAACGCGAGUCAGUCGGAAGAUAAUAAAAAUUAGUCUUGAAUGAAUCUCAAAAUAAAAAUAUACUUUUCCCCUA